AAGCUCAAUUCAUCCAAAAGAUUGUAGAAGAGCUUUCACUGGAGCUACAUUCCACCCAUUUCAGCAUUGACAAGAAAUUAGUAGGAAUGGAAACCCGGAUCAAUGAUGUUGUAUCUUAUUUAGGAAUUGGUUGUGAUGAUGUCCGAAUGAUCGGUAUCAAGGGGAUGGGAGGUGGUGGGAAGACAACUUUGGCCAGAGCUGUUUUUGAUCAAAUAUCCUUUCGGUUCGAAGGUAAAAGCUUCGUCGAGAAUGUGAGGGAAAUUUCAAAUGCUUCGUUAUCCGGUUUCAAGUUGUUGCAAAAUCAAGUCCUCUCUGACGUAUUAAAUGAUAAAGACAUCAAUAUAAGUAGUGUUUAUGAUGGUAAACACAUGAUGAAGAGGAUGAUGCCCAAUAGGAAGGUUCUUGUUGUUCUAGAUGAUGUGGAUCAUAUAGACCAACUUGAGGCGUUAGCUGGUGAGCCUAAUUGGUUUAAGCCGGGAAGUAGAAUUAUUGUUACAACAAUAGACGAGCAAGUGCUCAUAGCACACAGAGUGAAGUUGAUUCAUGAUGUCAAUUUGUUAUCCGAUAUGGAAGCAAUUUGCCUCUUCAAUAAGUAUGCAUUUGGUGGCGAUAUUUCUAUUCAACAAUAUGAAAAGCUAUCCAAACAAGUUGUAGGUUAUGCUGCUGGUCUUCCUUUAAUGGUCAGAGUUUUAGGAUCAUUUCUUUGUGGUAAAAAUGAGCUUGAAUGGGAUUACAAGGAAAUAUUCCUAGAUAUUGCAUGCAUCAUGAAAGGCUGGCGGAAAGACAAUGCAAUAAAAGCAUUUGAAAGUUGCGGAUUACAUGCUAGAAAUGGUUUAAGAGUUCUUGAGCAGAGAUCUCUCAUAACUAUUUCUAAUUAUAAUAGUAAAGGUUACAAGUGUAUUGGAAUGCAUGACCAUAUUCAAGAAAUGGGCAGGAAUAUUGUUCGUCGCUCUCACCUGGAUAAGCCUCACAAACAUAGCCGAUUGUGGAUUGCCGAUGAAAUUGAAGAGAUAUUGGCUAAUGAUUUGGUUACUAAAGCAACAAGAUGUAUCCUAGUCCAUGCCGAGAAACUCAAUCCGCAUAUUGUUCUAAAAGGUCUUGGAAAGAUGAAAAAACUUAGACUUCUUGCCGUGGAUAUUGGAUAUCGUUCCCGUACUUCAGAAUUUAAUAAUAUAGACAACCCGGACUUUCCUAAUGCUUUACAAUAUCUACGUGUGGAUUAUUACCCUUUUUGGUCUUUACCCAAAGCAUUUCAAGCAAAUAAUCUUGUUUCACUUGAGAUGGCUAACAGUCAAAUCGUACAACUUUGGGAAGCGGGAGAAAACAAGGUUCUUAACAAGCUUAGAUUCCUUAACCUGAGUUGGUCAAAGUUGAGUACCCUUGACCUUAGGUUUAAUCCAAAUCUUGAGACGUUGAAUCUUGGAGGAUGCUCUAAUUUGGUAGAACUUCACAUGCCUGUUGGAUGUUUGAAGCUCAUAUCUGCCGACAUCUCACAUUCAAGGUUGAGGACUCUUGACCUUGGGCUAGCUCCGAAUCUCACAAAGUUGAUUCUUGCUCGAUGCCGUAAUUUGGUAGAACUUCACAUGCCCCGUAGAUGUCCAGAUCUCAAGUCCCUACAACUCACUCAUUCAAAAUUGAGGACCCUUGACAUUGGGCGGACUCCGGUUCUCGAGAAUUUAGAUCUUGAAGAUUGUUAUUAUUUGGAAGAACUUCACAUGGCUGAUCAAUGUCAAAAUCUCAGAAACCUCAACAUUUGUCAUUCAAAGUUGAGGACUCUUAACCUUGGGCUGAGUCCAAAUCUUAGGACAUUAUAUCUUCAAGAAUGUUGUAAUUUGGUGGAACUUCACAUGCUUGAUAGAUGUCUAUAUCUCACGUCCCUACAACUUGCUAAUUUAAAGGUGAGGACUCUUGACAUUGGCCUUACUCCAAAUCUCAAGACAUUAGAUCUUAGAAACUGUUAUGAUUUGGAAGAACUUCACAUGUCCGUUGGAUGUUUAAAGCUCACAUCCGUCGACCUCACACAUUCAAGGUUGAGGACUCUUGACCUUGGGUUGGCUCUGAAUCUUGAGAUAUUGAUUAUUGAUCAAUGUCCUGAUUUGGUAGAACUUCAAAUGCCUAAUAGAUGUCUAAAUCUCGUAUCCCUACAAAUCACCAAUUCAAAAUUGAGGACCCUUGACAUUGGGCUGACUCCCAAUCUCAAGAAUUUAGAUCUUGAAAAUUCUUAUUAUUUGGAAGAAUUUCACAUGGUCGAUGAAUGUCAAAAGUUGGCAAACCUCAACCUUAGUCAUUCAAAGUUGAGAACCCUUAACCUUGGGUUGACUCCAAAUCUCAAGAACUUAUAUCUUGCACAAUGUUGUAAUUUGGUAGAACUGACCACCCCUCUUGGAUGUCUAAAAGAGAUUUCGCACUUGUAUGUAAGCGGUGGUUUGGGCUUUAGAGCUCUUACGUUUCAGGCAAAGGGUUAUGAAUCUUUUAGUGUAAAAGAAUCACUAAGGGUUGUUCCUUUAGCUGAGUUACAUCUGAUUGAGGUUUCCUUAGAAAGCUGCCCACUUCAUCCCGACAAUAGCUUGGCACUUACUAGAAAUUUUGAGAUGCUUAUUUCUUUUUAUAGAGAAGAUCAGCUCUCACUGACUAGAAAUUUUGAGAUGCUUAUUUCUCUAUUCAAGUGCGCUUGCACAAGCCUUGAGAAGAUUUCAGGAAGCAUUUGUGGAUUACGACGUUUAAGAAAGCUUAAAAUGGAAGGAAGUUUUGUGGAGGUGCCCAAGGACCUUGACGGGUUGGAAUGUCUCGAGGAGUUAAUAUUGUUGUCUACAAAGAUAAACCAUCUUCCAGACACCAUUUGUAAGUUGAAACAUCUGAAAUCUCUCGAACUCAACUUGUGUUCUCUUCUUGAGACGUUACCUGAGGAUCUUGGCUGGUUAGAAUGUUUAGAAAAGCUCACUUUGUAUUUUACAAUCAUUAAACAUCUUCCAGAUAGCAUUUGUAUGCUGAAACAUCUGAAGUCUCUCGAACUUAACGCUUGCUUUCUUCUUGAGAAGUUACCGGAGGAUCUUGGCAGAUUAGAAUGUUUAGAGAAGUUCACUUUGUAUUCUACAACCAUUAAACAUCUUCCAGAUAGCAUUUGUAUGUUGAAACAUCUAAAGUCUCUUGCACUUAACUCAUGUUUUCUUCUUGAGAAGUUACCUGAGGAUCUUGGCCUAUUAGAAUGUUUAGAGAAGUUCACUUUGUAUUAUGCAACCAUUAAACUUCUUCCGGAUAGUAUUUGUAUGUUGAAACAUCUAAAGUCUCUUGAACUUAACUCCUGGUUUUUUCUUGAGAAGUUACCCAAGGAUCUUGGCCAAUUAGAAUAUUUAGAGAAGUUAAAAGUAAUGAAGUGUGAACGUUUACAAGAAAUCCCGAAUAGCAUUGGUGAGAUGAAAUAUCUAAAACAUAUCAAUCUUGCCAAUUGUAUUCGAAUUGAGAAGUUGCCAGAGGGACUUGGAUGUAUAGAGUGCUUAAAAGAGUUGGAUAUAGAAGGUACAAGCAUAAGUCAUAUUCCGCAGAGCAUUCUCUUGUUGAAAGGUCUACUUAUUAUUGGGUCCAAAGGGGUUCUUGAGUCACGUGGCUUUACAUCCGAGAUGCAAACCCCAGGAAAUGGAACAUCGUAG
Messenger RNA from Lactuca sativa (garden lettuce), 3647 nucleotides. The record is from RefSeq and is a predicted model, not a curated record. NCBI's taxonomy places the organism in Eukaryota, Viridiplantae, Streptophyta, Magnoliopsida, Asterales, Asteraceae.